AUGGAGGUGUAUUUCUUCAAGCCAGACGUCUACGCGGACCUCUAUAAUUGCUCACAAUUGACGCAGGAGGAAUGGCGAAAGGUCGGUCUGGAACGCCCUGUUUUGGCCAUAUUUUUGGGGAUUCUUGGAGGUGCUUUUGCUGUAAGUUCGCAAUUUUUAAUGCCAAUCUUAACAAUUUUGCUUGCACCGUGCAAAAAUUUUUUUGUAUUUUGCACAGUGCUUUCGUAAAAGAAUGAGAAAAUUUUGCACUGUGCAGCGCAAAACGGGCGAUUUGCACAGUGCGGUCGCGACAAAUGAUCAACAAAAUUUGCACUGUGCAGUCUAAAAUGUUACUUUGCACAGUGCACAGAAACAAGACUAUGCACAGUGCGAUCGAAAAACAACAAAAAAAUCUUGCACCGUGCGAAAUUUUUUAUUUUUGCACUGUGCAAACCAAGAAGCACUUUUGCAUUGUGCAGCGCAAAAUAGGCGAUUUGCACAGUGCGGUCGCGACAAAUGAUCAAAAAAAUUUGCACUGUGCAGUCUAAAAUGUUACUUUGCACAGUGCAGUUGCGACAAAAGAUCAUCAAAAUUUGCACUGUGCAGUCUGAAACUUUGUUUUGCACAGUGCAGGAAAACAAGAAUAUGCACAGUGCGAUCGAAAAAGAGUGACAAAAUCCUGCACUGUGCAGCAAAAAAUAGGUGAUUUGCACAGUGCGGUCGCGACAAAAGAUAAAAAAAAUUGCACCGUGCAGACUGAGGCUUUGAGGCUUUGUUUUGUACAGUGCAAAAAAUAUUUGCGCACUGUGCAAUGACUUUUUAAACUUUGCACCGUGCGGUAUUUAUGUUUUUUUUCUGUCGCCAAAUUCUUUCCGCCGCACAGUGCAAGGCGUAAAAAUUUCGUUUUUACUGCGCAAACUUCCAUGAAUUUCCAACGCUUGGUCAAAUGCAAUAAUUUUCAGAUAAUUUACAUGCCAUUUGUUGUGAUAAUGACCAAGAGGAGAUUCUUCGAGCUCUCCUGUUAUAAAAUCAUGUUUUGUUUGGGGUUUAUUGAUGCCUUGACUAUAAUAAUUGCCGUCGGUCUCGGUGGAUACGUGGCCUUUGUUGGCGGGGUCUUCUGCAUGAUGCCACGGUUUAUUUAUGUGAUUGGAGUGGCUGGAAUGAGUAAGAGAACAAUUUUUUUUUAUUUUGUGUAGUUUGCACUGUGCGAAGCAUAAAGUUUUGCUUCGCACGGUGCGAAAAAUUGAAGAAAGACUUCAUUGCACUGUGCAGUGAAAAUCUGCGGCGAAUGUUUGUUGCACUGUGCGAGCAAUUGAAGGAAAAUCCAUUUUGCACAGUGCAGUCAAAACAUCGAAAAUAAAGACUGAUUUGCACAGUGCAGCCAACAAUUUAUGUUUUCGCACGGUGCAAGCAAAAGUUUCAAGUCGAGUGGCAUGCACGGUGCAUGGGAACGUUUUUUUACGCGACAAAUUUUAUUUUUUGCUUCGCACUGUGCAGCUGAAAACACUUUUUGACUGCACUGUGCGGUUCAGAAAAUUUUUGAUUUGCACUGUGCGGAUGAAAACAUAUCUUUUCUCAGCACUGUGCGUUUCGAAAAAUGUUUUUAAAAUUGCACUGUGCGGUUCAAAAAAUAUUUUUUGUAUUGCACCGUGCGGCUGAAAACAUAUUUUUUCUUUGCACUGUGCGGAAAAAUUAUAUUUUUUUUUCUCUUGCUUUGCACUGUGCAGUUGAAAACGCAUUUUUUAAAUUGCACUGUGCGAAUUUUUCCUUUUUCUUUUUCGCACAGUGCGGCCAUUUUUUGCCCAAAAUUUACAAUUUUUUCGGUUUUCUCGCAAACGAAAAAUAAUUUUUAGGCUCCUGGUGUGGCAGCUGCCUUCUCUGCGUUAUCCUCGCAGUAAAUCGAUGUCUUGACAUCUAUUAUCAUCACCUCCACGAGCUCCUCUUCGACGGCUGGCGGACCUGGAUCUGGAUUUCUCUCGCUUUCCUCUACAUUUUUCUCGUGGCUUGGUUUGAGACGCCCAUCUUCUACCACAGCCGCUAUGCCGCCGGAUUUUACGAUCCGUUUUUGGGGGCGCCCAUCGAGAAACGUCAUCAUUUUGUGAAUUACACCCAUGUUGUGAACAAUGUGGCGGUUAUUAUUAUCAUGUCGCUGUUAUAUGUAUGGCUUUGUUUGUACAUUUUGAGGGGGAAAGCCAAAAAAAGCAAGACCAAAAAUAAAGUGAGAAUUUUUGAAAAAUUUUUUUUUUCAAAAAUACCGUAUUUUAGUUCGUAAUCCAAACCAUUUUGGUGUGUGCUCCAUUCACAAUCGCCGCAGGCAUCUACGAUUACAUGCAGGUAUGUUUUUUACCCAAUUUGUUUAUUACACCGAGAAAAAAAUUUUUUUGACUGCACUGUGCGAGAAUUUAUUAUUAGGGUGUCCCAUAAGUCUUGUGUAUUUUUGGGUCUGAAAAUUAAAGCCUCAUUGCGAAGGCGUAAAUGAAUGUACCCCUUAAUGUUCGGUACCGUUGAAACCGCCAUUUCUUACACUUAUGAGUAGCAUAGAAAUUUUAACUGACGACAUGUCCUCCAGGCAAAUAAUUGACAUUCUUUAAAAUCAUCCAUUUCUGAGAAGGGCUAGGAAAACAAUUGCGUUCUUUGAUAAAUGAGGCUGCACCCUUGCUUUGCAUUUUUUAGUACAUCGAGUAACUACCCUGCCUCUAAACAAACCGUUUUCCCCACUGAAUUAUUAUAAAUAAUUUCUAUAACGGGUCCAAAAACGUAAAAGUUUGUACAUAUAAAAGUAACACUUCAAAGUCCGUAUUUUAGUUUUUUGCGGCUCCUGAAUGGGUGAGCCUGGUCGGGCACGCCUUCUACAUGAUCACCGGAGGCUCGGCUGGUGUGGUUUAUUGGCUUUUCAACGAUAAUUUGAGGCGAGAAUUGCUUCGAACACUUGGCCACUGCAAAAUAUUGAGGCUGAACAAGGUCUUCAGCACUUCAAGGGUCCCAACGACGAUUCAAAAUAGCGUGGGAUUUAAAUCAAGGUCAUCAACUUGA
Messenger RNA from Bursaphelenchus xylophilus (pine wood nematode), 3012 nucleotides. NCBI's taxonomy places the organism in Eukaryota, Metazoa, Nematoda, Chromadorea, Rhabditida, Aphelenchoididae. The record is from the annotation of a GenBank genome assembly.